Dictyostelium discoideum AX4 is the source of this 1686-nucleotide messenger RNA. RefSeq lists its product as hypothetical. Lineage: Eukaryota; Evosea; Eumycetozoa; Dictyosteliales; Dictyosteliaceae. The transcript has a single exon. The coding region runs from base 1 to 1686 and encodes 561 amino acids. The record is from RefSeq and is a predicted model, not a curated record.
AUGGAUAAUUUAUAUUUUAAAGUUUUUAAAAAUAAAUAUUUAUUUACAAUAAUUUAUAAUUAUGUUAAAAAUGGGAAAGGGAAUGGUAGACAAUUAAAAGAUAUAGAUUUAACUAGAAUUUUAGAGAAUAGAUUUUUAUUUAAUUUAUAUUAUCAAAGUUAUUUAUUCAAUAAAAAUAAUGAAAAUGCAAUUAAUUUUAAAUUUCAAUUUAAUGAUAUUUAUAUUUUAGAAAGUUUCAUUUUAUCAAAUAUAAUUACAAUUCAAGAGUUUAUUUUAAUUUAUAAUGAUCAUGAAAAUUUAUUAAAAAAAAAGAAAAAUAAAAUUUUAAAAUUAUCUAUACUUAAUAAUAAAAUUGGUAUUGAAAUAAUUGAAUUUUUAAUUAAAUUUAAAAAUUAUAAAUUUGAUAUUAAUCAUUUUCAAUUAUAUAUUGGUAAAAUGUGUCAAUCUAAACAAGAUAAUAUUAAUACAAUACUUUAUGUAAUUGAUUGUUUUAAAAAUCAUAGUUUUAAUUAUAAUAAUAAUUGUAGAAUAAUUUCAAAACAAGAGAAAGAAAAACAAAAAUCUAAUCCAUUAUCAUUAAAAUUUCAACCAAUAAUGGAUUGUUUAGAUUUAAAUAAAGUGUCUUGUUUUCAAACUAUUAUGGAUUUAUCAAUGGAUUCAAUUGUUGAUGAGAAUGGUAAUGAUUUACCAUUCAAGUGUAAAUAUGGUGAUAUUGGGACAACGAGAAAUCAAUUAAUUGUUCGUAUGGUUGUACUUGGUUCAAUUGAAAUGGCUAGAAUAUUUAUUAAUAAAUUUCCAAAUCAGUCAAGUAAAGGACAGGAUAAAUUAGUUUUUGCAUAUAAUAGAGUUUUCCAUAAAUCACUUGAAGUUUAUCAAAUGUUAGUUUCAAAUAGGACUUUAUCAUGUACUCAUCCCAUUUUUACAAAUUAUAAAUUCUUAACAAAUUUAUCAGUUCACCAUUUUAAAAACUUUUUAGAAAAUUGUCUUGGUUUUAAUGGAGAAUCAAAAGAAUUAAGUUAUGGGAUUGAUCAAGUUUAUGAUUUAGAAACUUUGAAAUAUUUAGAAGACGUGAAACAAAAGUUUAAACCAACAUUAAAGUUUAUCCCAAAUUCACUUUUAUCAUAUGCAUCUACUAAUAGAGAUUUCCAAUUAUUUAAAUAUUUAGUUGAAUCAGCAUUUAAAUCAAGAUUAAAUCCUAUUGGUAUUAACUUUUCAAAUACAAGUUUCGAAAUUGUUAAAUAUUGUUAUGAAAAUUUUGAAAAUUAUAUAUUUAAUGAUCUUUGUUUUAAUAUUGCAUUUGAUGGAGAUUUAGAAUUUGCUAAAUUCAUUAUUGAUAAAUUUAAUAGCUCAGAUGGUGAAAGAGUAAAAUUAACAUAUAGAUGCAUUGAUGAAGUUUGUCAAAAAAAUUAUACACAUAUUUUAAAAUAUUUUCUUGAAAAUUUACCUGAAAUCCAAAUUUCAAGAGAUCCAAUCAAUUUUGCAAUAAAGAAUGAAAAUUUUGAAAUGGUUCAAUUACUGAUAGAUAGAAUUCCAACAAAACCUAAAGAUAAACCAACAUUAUAUGAUACUACAAUUGAUAAACUACAAAGUUAUUCUAAAAAAGAUAAUAGAAUUUUAAACUCACUAAUCGAUAGCCAAAUUUAUAACAAAAUUUUAUUUGAAAAAUAUCCAGACUUUAUUAUAUAA